UGGCGACCCUGCACAUAGCAAUGAGAUGAUCAUUGUGGUCCUUUGCAACCCAGGUGAUUCUGUAAUGAAGAACUAACUGUAGUUGUGUGCAGAUCUAAACUCAAGGAUGUUUUUAUGUUUCAGAUAAUGCCAUUCAGAAAGUAAAACACCGCUUUAACUACAUGAGUGGCUCUGCAAUGAAGGUCAGCUGGGAGAAGGUGGAGGAGGAGCUGAGGUUGCAGCCCCCGGUUCAGCUGAAGCUGGAGGAUGCAGAGCUGAUGAAUGGGAUGGCUAAUGGUGGGCACGCAGGAGUGCAUGUGGAGGUUGCUCCUGCUUACAGAAUGCAGCGUGUGACCCCCCUGGGCAUCCUGUCACUUGUUCUGAACAUCAUGUGUGGAGCUCUGAAUCUCAUCCGAGGAGUUCACCUAGCAGAGCAUUCCUUUCAGGAGGACUAUGAAGGAAUUGGAAACGUGGUAGCAUUUUUUCUACCUUUUCUAGCCUGUCUUUUUCAGUGUUAUUUGUACCUGUACUACAGCUCGACGAGGAAGGCGAAGACGUUUGUACUCUUUUUCACUGUUUGUUUAUGCAAUAUUUACUUGUAUGGAUUACGGAAUCUCUGGCAAAUAGCCUUUCACAUAGGAGUGGCAUCUCUUUCCUCCUACCAGAUACUGACAAGGCAACUGAUGGAGAAACAACCUGACUGUGGAGUAUGAAAAAGACUUUGGGUUCACAACUCCCUUUCUGCAACUACUAUUUUUUUGGUAUUAAAAUGGCCCAAACCAGCUAGGAGUAUUUUUAAACAUUUCUGACCUCAAGGAGGAUGUUUCAGAGCAACAUGAAAUACAGUAGUAUCCUGCUGCAAUGUCACUCACAGUGAAGAAUUCAGCUGUGUUCUACAUAAUUCUAUGGUAAUUGUGCAUGGUAGAUUUUUUGUCAGGUGUCGUCAACGGGUCGAGGCUCUCCUUACCAUAAACAGGCUCUUACUCCUUGACUAACACCAUCCAAACUGCAUUUUACCAUCAGUCUCGCUGGCUUUGUGACAGUUUGGCAGCCCCAGUGCCUUGGCCUGCCAACGCUUCUGAAAAUAUUAGUAACAUAAAGUGAAGGUAAAGCGGUGGGUAACAUUUUUGUCUAUAGAAUUUAUGACACGUUCUUGGUAAAUGUAAAGAAAGGAGUGGUUUGCCACUCCUAGUUAGGUGAGCUCAUUAUCAGUGGGGAAGAGCAUUAGGAUGAGAUUCAGGGUAUUUUUUUCCUGGGUUUUGAAGGAAAGGAAAAGACUGGCUUCUUUAAAAACCCUAGAGGCUAUAAAUAUCUACUGGCUAAACAACACGUUGCCAUUAACCGUGUGCUUAUUGUUGAAUCCCAGAUAUGCUUAGGGCAGCAUAAAAUGAACCAAGCAAACACAGUGACCUUUCAGCUCGGGUGGCCUUUAUUUCCUUGGUUAAGGUCACUCUCACUGUAAGGGCAAUUCCAUGUUUGCUUGGUCUGUACAGGUAAUAAACCUUCCAAACAUCCUUAUGACAGACCACUGGCUCCUUCACCUUUAGAACAGAGUUUAGCUGCUGACUUUAAAGCCAUCUCCAGUAAUGGAGAGCAAGAGCAGGUUCUCUUUUUUUUUUUUAAUCUGAAGCACCUUUAAUUAAUGGUGUUGACUUCUUACACUCAGAUGAAUUUAGGAGAGUGCAAGUUUGGAUGUAGUACUUAAGAGCUGAGUUUCAUCACUUUUACUGCUCUGGGUGUUCCCGUACGGGAUGCAAUUUGGCAUGUAUAUAAACACAUAAGGCUGCCUGUGCUUAAAAGAAAGCACAGCAUUUUGAUGCCACUGUCCCUGAAGGGUUGUAAAAACUCAAACUGAAAAGAUGCGGGGCACUAUAAGUGUGUUAUUGUCCAACGAUGGGCACAGCUUUUCCUUUUUAUUGUUGGCUUUUCCUUUUUAUUGUUGGCUUUUCCCUUAUAAGCCUAUUUCAUGGUGACCCCUUUUCCUUCAUGCAAAGUCUUUCACCAAAGAUAUCUUUGCUUCUCUCAUAGUCUCUACCUCUGGUGGUUGCAUAGAGAUUAAUCUCAUCCUGUGGGGAAAGGGUAAAGCAUUUCCUGCUACAGCUGCUUGAUGAAAGGGACCUCAGUGACAUCCUCAAGCUCCUAUUUCCUACCCUUUUCGCCUCCAUCAGGUGUGAGAAUCCAGAAGAGCUGUACUAGUUCUCCAUAGGCUUCAGUAAAACUGGUUUGCUAUCACAUAAGACACGCAGAUCACAGCCGGGGCAAAGGGCCAGGAAGUCAUUAUCUUCUUUGUGUUCCACAUCCCCCUAUUAAGCAGGCAGGAAGAAACUGUAAUAUUCCUGAUGGUUCCUGAGCAUCUAUUUGCUUUAUCAUAAAACAAAUGCAUCCCAAUGUGAGCAACAGCUUACUUCAGUGAGGAGGGUAGAACAAGGUGUUGAGACAGCUCUUGUAAUUAACGUAAUUAGAGUUGAUAGAGAUUUACAUUCAACCUUCCUUUGACGUUUUCUUCCUGAGAAUGUUUUGUCAAGUAAAAUAGGUUGGUGCAAUGGAAAUGCUUUUGAGGAAUGGAUAGAGGAUGUGACUGGGUCUCCUCUGAACGGACAAAGCUCUGGUUUGCUGCAAGGCUUUAAUCCCUUUCUGACCUUAUUAUUUUUCCUUAUUAAGCCACGUUAAGGAAUCUGCGUGCAUUCAAUUGAGCAUCGUUUCUGUGCACUUCGUAGCUGUGGGUUUUGAUUUGGAUACAAGGAAGAGCAAACGUUUGACCCAGUUUUUGUUUCCUGUUGUUAUUUGGAACAGCUUCUGUAUCUGUGUGCCACUGACACAGUUAAACCUUUUCCUCCAGCGAAACAGCAGGAGGAAUAGCAGAGCUUACAUUGAUUUCGGUGCUUUAAGAUUUAAUAAAAAAGAAUGACUUGCAGUUUGAGUACAUGAAAUCUGACUCAUAGCGUGGGAUUAUGGCUGUGUUGAAUCAAAUCCCCAAACCAGGAAUCCAUCCCUUUUAGUUCAAGCUGUUGAACGCGGGUUGACUCGUAUCUCCUUAACUCUGUCAGUUUGUGAGUCCCUGGGAGGUUCUUCUCCUCGCCCAGCAGCACAGCGUGAGAAAAUUGACACAGAGGAAACUUCAUUAAUUUAAAGAUUAGCAGGGCGUGAUUGCUUUAUGAAACCCAUUUUCUGUUCUUACCCAUUAAGUUUAUGGAAGGUGGGCUGGUACCUUUUUAAGACGUUUUUUUUUUGCACUGUAUUAAUAAAUGAACCUGUGUACAUGUGUAUAAAAUCACUCUGCGUGUGUAUGUAUAUAUGUACAUAUCUAAUAAAUGGCUUUUUUAAUUUA
Molecule: messenger RNA, 3307 nt
Organism: Coturnix japonica (Japanese quail)
Lineage: Eukaryota; Metazoa; Chordata; Aves; Galliformes; Phasianidae
Source: RefSeq, a predicted model, not a curated record